This is a messenger RNA of Thunnus maccoyii (southern bluefin tuna), 1212 nucleotides long. It is a transcript of the gene clvs2, whose product is annotated as clavesin 2. The coding region runs from base 52 to 1071 and encodes 339 amino acids. NCBI's taxonomy places the organism in Eukaryota, Metazoa, Chordata, Actinopteri, Scombriformes, Scombridae. Gene Ontology annotation, cellular component: membrane. The record is from RefSeq and is a predicted model, not a curated record. The transcript has 4 exons. Gene Ontology annotation, molecular function: phosphatidylinositol bisphosphate binding.
UCGUAAGCUGGUUUGGUGUGGCCCCCCGUGGAGGGACAGCUGUUGCAAAAGAUGACUCACCUACAGGCUGGCCUGUCUCCAGAGACCCUGGAGAAGGCCAAGGUUGAGCUGAAAGAAAACCCGGAGACUUUACACCAGGACAUCCAGGAGGUCCGGGACAUGAUCAUCACUCGGCCGGACAUCGGUUUCCUCAGGACAGACGACGCGUUUAUCCUCAGAUUCCUCCGGGCGAGGAAAUUCAACCACUUCGAGGCGUUCCGGCUGCUGGCACAGUAUUUUGAGUACCGACAGCAGAACCUGGACAUGUUCAAGAACCUGAAAGCCACGGACCCGGGCAUCAAGCAGGCCCUGAAGGACGGCUUCCCCGGCGUGCUCUCCAAUCUGGACAGAUACGGCAGGAAAAUUCUGGUCCUGUUCGCAGCCAACUGGGACCAGAGCAGAUACACAUUUGUGGACAUACUGAGGGCUAUACUGCUGUCGCUGGAAUCUAUGAUUGAAGAUCCGGAGCUGCAGGUCAACGGCUUCAUCCUCAUCAUCGACUGGAGUAACUUCACCUUCAAGCAGGCGUCCAAACUGACUCCCAGUAUGCUGCGGUUGGCCAUCGAGGGGCUACAGGACAGUUUUCCUGCCAGAUUUGGAGGAAUCCACUUUGUGAACCAGCCGUGGUACAUACACGCUCUGUACACCGUCAUCCGGCCCUUCCUCAAAGACAAGACCAGGAAGAGGAUCUUCAUGCACGGUAACAACCUGAACAGCCUCCACCAGCUGAUCCACCCUGAGAUCUUGCCGUCAGAGCUCGGUGGGAUGAUGCCGCCGUACGAUAUGGGAACAUGGGCGCGAACGCUGCUUGACCACGCCUACGACGAGGAGACCGACUACUGUCCGGAGUCCUACACCCUGUCAGUACAAGACCUGGAGAGAGACCUGGAGAAAAACCUAUCCCCAAAAACCAUGAAGAGGUGGGCUCAUCACCUCCAACACCUCCACGUCUCGAGUGUUUUACUGUUGCUGUUUAACACAACAAAAUACUCGUUUCCUCAGUUUUUUAAUUUCUUUUCCUCAGUUUUUUAAUUUCUUUUUUCAUAAGUUAGGAAAACUGAUAACUAACUGCACUGGACCAAGUUAGAGUUUUGUAGAUUUUGAGAAAGGAAGCGGCUGUGGCUGGUUGUGCAAGAUCACAUGAUCAAAUUCAAAUUGUUUCAAAAUGGAGGA